GGAAAGAGAGGUCAACGAAGGAUAGUUUACUAGUUGUGCGCGGUAUGGCGACGGCAGCACGUGUUUUCCGAGCCGCAACGCAGUACUCAUAAGCGACGACACAGUCAUGGAAGACAGCAACGAGCCGGAAACCAUCGUGGGAAUCUCCUGGGACGAUCUCCCGCUUGACAGCCUCAGUUCCGAUGGCUACCUCGAAUAUCUUUUCUCCCCGGAAAGCUGUCUCGUUUCCGACGACAACGGCCAAGCGUCGAGUUUACCCGCAGAAACGCUGAGUUCCUUUUCGGAUACCUUCUUCCCGCUGCCCAACUGUGAACCGACAACUAAUUGCUGGUGGCCCUCAAACAGCCCAGACUCUGGGUACGAGGAUGCGUGCUCCACGCCGUCACCGACACCAGAAGACGCGGUCAACUGGUCCGCGUUCGGCGAGAAUGUUCCUUUUCCCGAUGGAUUUGGAUACCAGGAGGACUUCGUCGUUCUUGGCGUCGGUCUCAAGACGUUGAUGACCGGAUACCGCGAGGAAGAAUUUGGUGCACCUGCAGUCCCUCCACCAGAGCCGCCGCCGCCACCGUCCGUACCUCGUGGUCGAGGAGCCGUACGUGGAAGACGUGGAGGGACACCCACGACGAGUAAGACUUCCAACGGCAGACAAGGCGGCAGACAUAAGGCGAGCAUCUUGCUCGAGCCGACGCCGCGGCGGUACAGUAGGCAAACUGCCGUGAAGGAGGAAGAUAAAAUCUUCUGCUGCUCGUACCAAGGGUGCAACAAGGUGUAUUCCAAGAGCUCCCAUCUUAAAGCCCACCUGCGCCGCCACACCGGUGAGAAGCCUUUCGCAUGUCAAUGGCCCGGGUGCGGCUGGAGGUUCUCCAGGUCUGACGAGCUCGCUCGUCACAAGCGGUCGCAUUCGGGCAUCAAACCGUACCGUUGUCAGACGUGUGACAAGCGCUUUUCGCGUUCCGAUCAUUUAGCCAAGCACCUCAAGGUUCAUCGCCGAGAGAAACAGACAGUGCUGCAGCCUGGGACGUCUUACCGCGGCAGACACCACACGGGAAUGUCUGCCAGUGCAGUGCGUGCCUAAGUGCGUCUGCGACUACAUUUACGAGCCAGUUUCUGAGAAACGCUUAUUGUUGUAUACGGCCAGGAACUUCUGGCUUUUUCGCCUUCUAAAGGCACUUUUUUUUUUCUUCUUACGACAAAAUACUCCGAAUGGUCCGGUUAUCAUUGACGGUAACCUGUACUCUUUCACGGACGAACAGUCUUGUUUCGACAAAUCGUGAUGGAGAUGUUCUAUUUAUUUUCACGACCAAAAGCGCCGACAGCUCUUGACCCACCACAGCGUCCUGUCAUCUGGUCAGGGCAUAGAAAACUCAUCGCCCGUCAUGUUGUGCCAUGUUGUUAAUUUUGUGCUUUGCUCCUCGUUUCAUUAUGUCAUGUUUUCAAUAAAUUUGUUGUUGCCAAAGUUUGGACCAGGUCUUUGGCAAACCUUUGUA
Ornithodoros turicata is the source of this 1487-nucleotide messenger RNA. RefSeq names its product Krueppel-like factor 9. Gene Ontology annotation, biological process: regulation of transcription by RNA polymerase II. The record is from RefSeq and is a predicted model, not a curated record. Gene Ontology annotation, molecular function: DNA-binding transcription factor activity, RNA polymerase II-specific; RNA polymerase II cis-regulatory region sequence-specific DNA binding. Bases 107 to 1075 code for a protein of 322 amino acids. Lineage: Eukaryota; Metazoa; Arthropoda; Arachnida; Ixodida; Argasidae. The transcript has a single exon.